Messenger RNA from Lingula anatina, 3859 nucleotides. RefSeq lists its product as uncharacterized. Lineage: Eukaryota; Metazoa; Brachiopoda; Lingulata; Lingulida; Lingulidae. The record is from RefSeq and is a predicted model, not a curated record.
AUCCCCUAGAAAAAUGGCUUCGGGUACAAUGUUCGAUGUUUCCAAAACAAAAUUUCCAAUUUCUUAGUUCAUUUUGAUGCCAGAAUUUGGUCUUUUGUGUCGCCUCAUUGCAGAAAUAAGGCAUUAAUAACAUUGGCAGAUUUUAAGGCAUUUCGACUGGCAAUAUGGAUCUAGAUGAUCGUGGACAAACUCUGCACUUGUCUGUGUCAAACAUCCCAACAGAAGCUACACGUGGAGAACUGUUUUCUUAUUUUACUGAGGAACUUGGAUACCCAGUUAAACAUGUGCUGUAUCCCAUUGAGCCAGGAGAAGCAGUCGUCAUACUUGAUUGUUCUUUUCAAGAUCUGCAAAUAGAGAGCAUCAUUGAAGCAGGAGCACAAUUGAAGGGACAUAAAUUAAUUUUGAGUAAAACCCCUCAGGUGUUCCAUAAUUUGUUUGUCACCAUUGACUUCCAAAUGCAUGAACUGAUGACAGAAGAGUUUUUGCAGGAGUUAAAAGCAGAAACAGGAGUCACAGUAACCUACAGUGAAACUGAUGAUCAGUUUAGAAUCCUUACAACUUGGCCACAAAUCCAAAUGGUUUACAACAUGUUGGCACAGCUCUCCAAACAGAAAGUCGGUCAAGAAUCACAUGUAUCAGCUUCACAAAUAAAGCGCAGGAGACCACAUUCAAGUGGCUCCAUGCACAGACAUAGGGCCACCUCAGAGCCUUCAGCAGGAGAGCGUCUUUCUACACACCAUUGCACAGUUAGUUCCAUAAAUUUGAAUACAAGACUUCAGGCUGAAGGCAGAAGUUACACCAGCAAGCCAGCAUCAAGAACCCCUGGAAACAAAUCCACAACAGUUCCUACAAGGCAAUAUGUCCAGUCUCCAGGAAGAAAGAGCCAGUUGAAAACAACUGAUACCGGAGCAGUUACCAGAUCUUUAUCACUGGGAGAAGUACCAGUCAGCAGCCACAUCUUCAAAGAGACUGGCAGAGAUGUUAUACAUCCUAUAGGGGAACAUCCACCUCUGAGCAUUUCCAAGGUUCCAUUAACACUUAGAGGUAGAAGUCAUUCUUUAGGUUCCCCUAGAGAUGCUAAGAGUAACACUGAUCCACUUCUUCCAGAGAGUCCAAGGCUGUACUUAAAGGAAUGGAAGCCAGAUCCCAAAGUUUCACAGUGGUUGUCUACAAACAGAAAUAAACAUUCAGCUCCCCCAUCACAAUCACAUAAAAUUACCACUGGACGCUUUCAUCAUGUAAAGUCAAGAAUUCCUGUAGAUGAAGAAAGAGAGUCAAUACGAUCAGUUCCUAUGGAUUUUAAAUACCAGAGUAAUGCAAGCGACUUUGGUACAGCACAAGGUGAUGUCAAAGGAAGAAAGAACAGAGAAACUCUACAGAAGAGUUUGUUUCAGCCUUCCGAUCACGAGAGCCAGUCAUCAUCCACUCGCCAUUCAGAGGCAUCUCAGAUAGAAAAUCAAAGCAACAGACACCCAGGCUAUGGGGUUGAUUAUGCCACACAUGUGACAAUUUUAUCAGACCAGUUUUCAAGUCUGCCAUCGGACUUCACACAAAGAUUUGACAUGGAGGUCACUUCAAUAGUAUCUGAUCAAAUGUCAAGCAACACUGACAAUACAAGAGAAAGCAGCCCAAUAGAGUCUAGUGAUGAAAGCACAAUCCACACCGUUUCAACCAUUGAGGACAUGUCUGCAGGCCCGACUCCAAGUGAUGGGAAUAGAGAAAAAGAAAGCCCAUUGUUUGUGGAGAAGAUCACUACAUCAGAAUUUGAAAUUAAUUCAAGCUCGGAACCCUCUGAAGCCCAGACACAUAACAAAGAAACUUCUCAAAGAAGAGAUCAGCAGUUACCAAAAUCAUGUUUCAAAACAGAGGGCGAACCUUCAUUGUCUUCAGUCAAAGAAAGACCUCAGAUGUCACGAAGGAUAGCAGCUACAUUUGGUCAGCAACAAGGCACUGCACAAGUCAAUCGAGCAACCAUGAAAAACACAAGUAUGGAAACAGUACCAGGGCAGAAAGAUACACCAAAAACAAAAUCCCAAGAAACAAAUCAAAAUACUUUGAGAAAAGAAAUGGUUGUACAUAGAAAUAAACAAGAGUCACAGGAGUUUGACAUACCCAACAUUGAAGGCGUGGAGCCCGUCAUGAUGGAGAGAGAUUUGUGGGAUUUUGUACAGUAUUUGCAUUCGGAAAAACUUGACCAAAUAAAAAAUGCAAAUGAUGUUGAAUUUGAUAUUGAGGAUGUUGCUGAAUUCCUCCAGUUUAGAGUGGUUCCAAACCAGAGCAGUACGACCAGAAAAGCACAGAGGGCCAUGGAGGAGAUAUCUUGUCUCUACCAGAAGUGUUUUUCUAUUUGUGUGAAAGAAGAAAUAGAAAUCCCUAAGACAGUUGAUGGCAAGAAGUUAAAGAAAACUGUGGAGGAUCUCAGAAUGAAGUAUCCUAAAACAUUAAUCAAAGAGAUCAAUGGAGGGCUGCAUAUUGUUGGUGGCAGAAGUGAUGUCUUUCUGGCAAAGCACAGACUGUAUGAAGCAGUUGGAAUGAAAGCUGGCAGGCACAGAGAUCCCAUGCCACAACGGCUGUCACAAGAAAGAAAUGAAACUGAGCAUGGUGAUGGCCGAGCAUCUGAGAAGAAUCGUGGACACACUAGCAACCAAGAGGUUGAUGGAGCUGCAAUAACCCAUGAAGCUGAUCAGUUAGACACCGAUCUUUCUAUGAGGGAAGAGAUGACUGGAGUUCCCAAAGCUCCCAAAGAACAUUACAUUACUUACCAGGGGCUUCAUCUUCUGGUGUAUGAGGGAGAUAUCAUUCAGGAAUGUGUUUCUGUCAUUGUAAGUGCUGGUAAUUCUCAGCUCAUGAAUGGUGGUGGAGUAGCUGGGGCCAUAUCUAGAGCAGCAGGUCCAGGCUUGGAGAUGGAAUGUUCAGAGUUCAUAGAAGAGUAUGGUAGUUUGCCCAUGGGGCAUGUCAUGCACACCACUGCUGGUGGCACGUUAAAGUGUGACUUUGUCAUUCAUGCUGUAGGGCCAGUAUGGGAUAUAAAUCACGAGCAGGAGUGUGAAGACGACCUGAUGAUGACCUUUUUAAAGUGUUUCAGAUAUGCAUCGGAGAAGUUGAAAGCAAAAACCAUGGCAACACCUCUUAUUAGCUCUGGUAUCUUUGGAAUGCCAUUGGACAUCUGUACACGAGCCUUGAUGCAUGCUAUUGACACCUACAGCAGACAGUAUGGACUUGAAGGACCUCUGACAGAGAUACAUGUAGUCAACCUAGACACUGAAGGAACACUUUCCAUUCAGAACACAUUUUCUCAGUACUUUAAUAAUAUCCGUGAUGUGUCACAAAAUAUGAUUGAUAACUAUCCUAAAGAAGGGUCAUCAGUUGACCCUUGCAUUGAACCCAAACCAGAAUAUAAGGGUGGGCAAAAUGUGAGAGGUGAUGAAACUGGCCGGUCAAAAUAUGAAUUAAUAGAUGCACAGUUUGAUGCCAUGGCUCAAGAUUUGGCAUCAUCUGGGCAACUGUUGCAUUCUAAACAUCACCAGGCCUUUCAUCGGGAAUCUAAACUUGCUGGUGGGGAAAGAGCUGUGAGACGUACUGACAAAAAGAAAUCCAGCACUUGUGGCUACUGUCAUAAAGAAAUGGAUAUUGAAUUCAAAAAGGAAUGUGGACAUCAUUUAUGCCUUGGAUGUUACAACACAUUUUCAUCUCAUGUGGGAUGUCCAGUCUGUGUUAAACAUUAAAAUAUUCUUAUUAAAAGUUUAUUAUUUAUUUAUUUAUUUAUUUAUUUAUUUAUUUAUUUUUGGUGAUACUAUAUGCCUUCUCUAGGAAAGACAUUGCAAAAGUAGAUAAUUUUUUAUCUAUAUAAUAUAUUCAU